GGGUCGUCUUCUCCUCACUCAUCCGCUCACUCAUUCUCCAGCCAGAGUAGAGAACAACAGCAAGACUCCUUCAAAAUGAUGUCUUCUUCUUCCACCCGCACCUACAUGUCCUCAGGAGGACCUUCUCGCUUAUCUGUCUCCGGUGGUGGAGCUGGUCGUGUCUCAGCCAUGCGUGCCGGUAGCGUGUAUGGGGGAGCAGGAGGAACCGGUGUCCGUAUCUCCAGUGCCUCUGCUUCUCGUUCCUUCUCUGCUGGAGGUGCUGGCUUUGGAGGUGGUGCUGGUUUCAACCUGACUGAUGCCAUUGAUGUGUCUGCAAAUGAGAAAGCCACCAUGCAAAACCUCAAUGACCGUCUGGCCUCCUAUCUGGAGAAGGUGCGCUCCCUCGAGAAGGCUAAUGCUGAUCUUGAGCUGAAGAUCCGCCAGUUCCUGGACAGCAAGACGGGCCCCUCUGCUCGUGACUACAGCGCCUAUUUCGCUACUAUCAGUGACCUCCAGGCCAAGAUUCAGAAUGCUACUGGUGUAAAUGGAGGCAUCUACUUGAGCAUUGACAAUGCCAAGCUGGCUGCAGAUGACUUCAGAGUCAAAUAUGAGAAUGAGCUGAGCAUGAGGCAGUCUGUAGAGGCAGAUAUUGCUGGGCUGAGAAGGGUGCUGGAUGAGCUGACAAUGACCAGAUCUGAUCUGGAGUUGCAGAUUGAGGGUCUGAGAGAAGAGCUGAUCUUCCUCAAGAAGAAUCAUGAGGAGGAACUCUUGGCAAUCCGUGCCCAGAUGAGCGGACAGGUCAAUGUAGAGGUUGACGCAGCGCCACAGGAAGACCUGACAAAGAUCAUGGCUGAAAUCCGUGAGCAUUAUGAGGCCGUUGCUAAUAAGAAUCGCAAGGAUCUUGAGGCUUGGUUCCAGUCCAAGAGCGAAGCCCUUAACAAGGAAGUUGCUGUCAGCACAGAAACCCUUCAAACAUCCAGAUCUGAAAUCACAGAGGUUAAACGCACACUUCAGGGUCUUGAAAUCGAGCUACAGUCACAACUCAGUAUGAAAGCGUCGUUGGAAGGCACUUUGGCAGACACACAGGCCCGUUAUUCCGCCAUGUUGUCCGGCUACCAGUUCCAGGUGACCAGCUUGGAAGAGCAACUGGUGCAACUUCGUGCCGAUCUGGAACGCCAAGGUCAUGAGUAUCAGAUCCUUCUGGACAUCAAGACCAGACUGGAGAUGGAGAUCGCAGAGUACAGAAGACUUCUGGAUGGAGAGACUGCUAGCCUCUCAAACACAAGCACAAGCUCAAGCACAAGCACAACUACACGCAAAGUGGUAACCAUUGUUGAAGAGGUGGUGGAUGGCAAAGUGGUCAGCUCAUCUUCCCAGGCUACAAGCCAGACCGUGUCUCAACAAAAGACCUCUUGAGCAGCAACAAUCUACUUCAGAGUGAUUAAAAAUACCAAUAAACUGGUCUAACUGUGAA
This is a messenger RNA of Ctenopharyngodon idella (grass carp), 1453 nucleotides long. RefSeq names its product keratin, type I cytoskeletal 13-like. The transcript has 7 exons. Gene Ontology annotation, molecular function: structural molecule activity. NCBI's taxonomy places the organism in Eukaryota, Metazoa, Chordata, Actinopteri, Cypriniformes, Xenocyprididae. The coding region runs from base 76 to 1395 and encodes 439 amino acids. The record is from RefSeq and is a predicted model, not a curated record.